CCAGCUGUCCUCUGAGCGCCAAAACUCAAACUCAGAACGAGCGGGAGACAUAGAAGGCGCGCUGUGUGAUCUGUGUGAGCGGGUAUUGUGUGUUCUCCGGAGACCAUGGCCACCCCACCUAAGAGAAUAUGUACCGACUCCCCGCCUUCACCUACCUCAUCCACCUCCUCUCCGGGGAAAAAGAGCAAGAUCAAGAGGAUCUCCAUAGAGGGCAAUAUCGCUGCUGGUAAAUCUACUUUUGUCUGCCUUCUCAAUAAAUGCAACGAGGACUGGGAAGUUGUUCCUGAACCUAUAGCAAGAUGGUGCAACAUCCAGAGCAGUCAAGAUGAGUUCCAGGAGCUAACGGCGUCUCAGAAAAGUGGUGGAAAUCUUCUUCAGAUGAUGUAUGAGAAGCCGGAACGCUGGUCCUUUACGUUUCAGUCUUAUGCCUGUCUUAGCCGUAUUCGUGCCCAACUAAAAGCUUUCAGUGGGAAAUUAAAAGAAGCAGAGAAUCCUGUGCUGUUUUUUGAGCGUUCUGUCUACAGUGACAGGUACAUCUUUGCUUCUAACCUGUAUGAGGCAGAAUCUCUGAAUGAGACAGAAUGGACAGUAUAUCAGGACUGGCAUGACUGGAUGAAUUCCCAGUUCUGUGUUGAUCUUGAAUUGGAUGGAAUUAUUUAUCUUCGCGCUGAUCCUGAGAAAUGUCUGAACAGGAUUCACACCCGUGGAAGGGAUGAAGAACAAGGAAUUCCAAUGGAAUACCUAGAAAAACUUCAUUACAAGCAUGAGAGCUGGCUUCAUCACAGGAACAUGAAGAUGGAUUUCUCCUAUCUGCAAGAAGUACCCAUCUUGACACUUGACGUGAAUGAAGAUUUCAAGCAUGAUAAGCAGAAACAAGCAUGCAUGAUUGAAAAGGUUAAAGAGUUUUUAAGCACGUUAUAACAUUGUGAAGACCCGUGUGUUUCGUAGACGCUGUUACUCUCAAUAUUAGAAGAAGGAAUAUGUUCCACAGUUUUUACAAUUUUUGUAAACUUUCUAAAGCUGACCACACACCUUUCAAACUCCUACCAUCUCCUUUUUUAGGUAUACCAGCAAGCAAUGAUGUGUCUUUCAUAGUUUAUAUAAACUUUGGGUAGGCCCUCACAUUAAAAGGGGUUGUACAAUUGAAUUGUAAAAAUAAUGGCCAGCUUUAAGAAGUUGUGCCUCAUCACGUUAUGCUUCCUCUUUGGUUACAUUUGGUGAUUGGUAUGUAUUUCUAUUUCUGUGUAUAUAUUUUAAUUUAAAACAGGUAUUCUUAAAUUUUA
This is a messenger RNA of Rana temporaria (common frog), 1283 nucleotides long. RefSeq names its product deoxycytidine kinase (gene DCK). NCBI's taxonomy places the organism in Eukaryota, Metazoa, Chordata, Amphibia, Anura, Ranidae. The transcript has 7 exons. The record is from RefSeq and is a predicted model, not a curated record. Gene Ontology annotation, molecular function: deoxycytidine kinase activity; ATP binding. Gene Ontology annotation, biological process: nucleobase-containing compound metabolic process. Gene Ontology annotation, cellular component: cytoplasm; mitochondrion. Bases 106 to 921 code for a protein of 271 amino acids.